AAUCUCCAACCCUUUUGCAGAAAGUAGGUCACAAUUUAGGGAUACUGUACUCUCCAGCAUUACAACCUGUCAUCCACAACCUUACAAAUUUAUGAUUUAUAUUCUCUCUCUCUCUCUCUCUCUCUCUCUCUCUCUAUAUAUCCAUGCAAUAUAUAUAUAUAUGCACUAUCUCUCUCUCUUCCUAACACACACACACAACCACUCAGCUGAGAUUGCUUACAAAAAUGGGGAUAUGCAGUUCUAGCGAGUCAAGUUGUGUAGUAGCGACGGCUAAGUUGAUAUUGGAAGAUGGGAGACUACAAGAAUACUCCUAUCCCGUUAGAGUCUCUUACCUUUUGCAAAAAUUCCCUGACUCUUUUAUCUGCAAUUCCGAUGAAAUGGGAUUCGACGACGUCGUUUUGGGUGUCACCGACGAUGAGGAGCUCCAGCUUGGCCAAAUCUACUUCGCCCUCCCCCUCUCCCUCCUCAACCGCCGCCUCCUUCCCCAGGAUAUGGCCGCAUUGGCCGUCAAAGCCAGCUCUGCUCUUGGCCGGAAUCUUGUCGUCUUCUCCGCCAAGAAUCCGCCGGGAAAUGCUGGAUCUUGGCGCCGGAGAGGGAAGUUCUCGGCGAGGUUGAAUGUCAUACCCGAAUGAAUAGGUCCAAAACCAAAAUGUAGUAGGAAUUCAAUUGUUCAUAUUCCUAUUAAUUAAGUGGGGCAUUCACAUUUUACCCCAGUAAUAUCAUUUAA
Molecule: messenger RNA, 727 nt
Organism: Salvia splendens (bonfire salvia)
Lineage: Eukaryota; Viridiplantae; Streptophyta; Magnoliopsida; Lamiales; Lamiaceae
Exons: 1
Coding region: 225-632 (135 amino acids)
Source: RefSeq, a predicted model, not a curated record